This is a messenger RNA of Hydractinia symbiolongicarpus, 2666 nucleotides long. RefSeq lists its product as uncharacterized. Bases 635 to 2605 code for a protein of 656 amino acids. Gene Ontology annotation, molecular function: zinc ion binding. The transcript has 2 exons. Lineage: Eukaryota; Metazoa; Cnidaria; Hydrozoa; Anthoathecata; Hydractiniidae. The record is from RefSeq and is a predicted model, not a curated record.
UUUACAAAUUUCUAUAAGAUCAGUCGUUAAUAAUUUUGUUUUCACAUUUUUCUUGAAAAUAUUAAGAGUUGAGUUUGUUUUAAAAUCAUCAGAUAAAAAUUUAUUCCAUAGGUAUGGUCCCCUAUGUCUAAUUGAAAACGUACAAGAUUUUAAUAAAAUCUUUGGCACUUGAUAAUUAUUUUUUGAAAACCUAGUAUCAUAUUUAUGUUGUAUUAAACUAAAUAGACGAUAUCGCAGUUGCCGUAAAAUUUGAACUGCGCAAAGCAUUCUGGGAUCGUUCUGGGGAUAAACAUUAUCUAGCGCUGUGAGAGUAGCCAUUUUAAUAUUGAUUUUCAUAUGAGCAGAGCUGUGUUACUGAGAUUUCUAUAAAUACAUCGAUGGAAUUGAAUAAAAAUGAAAGUACUUUCAACUUAGAUGGUGAUACAAAUGUUUACUACAAACGUUUGGUGUGAAAAGUUUGAAAGCUGGGCAUGAUGUAGCUUGUAACUUCGCUGCUUGGAAGUUGUCUGAAUUAAAGUUGUUUUUGAAGAUUAGUGGGAAGUUAAAGGGAUUGACAAAUGCCAAAAAACAGAAAGUUCUAGAAACAGUCAUUUUAACUUGGAAAAAAUUAAACUAUAUUCAGCUUUCAUCAACAAUGACGGUGAAGGAAAAUCAAGAUGACACUGAUGCUGCUGCUCCUUCAGCAGCUAUACUUUUGUCGCCUAUACGAAAACCCAUUCCUGGGGUAACAGCAAGCACACCUCGUGAUCCUACGUUGAGAUACCCAAACAUAAAAGAAGGAAUGUGCAAAGCCGAUUUUGAAACAUGGACGAUGUCUCAUCUACAAGAAUUUUUAGGAGACAGAAACAUCAACCGAACUGGAAAUAAAUGCAGAUUAGUGGAAAAUGCCUUCGGAGCUUAUAAAUUGAAUCUUGCAGUAUCAGCAACCAAUAUUCAGGAAGAGAAAGAACAAAUUAAGAGGGACGUUUCUGCUAAGCUGCUAUUAGAGAAUGGUUUGAUGAGACUGCCCGAUCCCACUACAUUGAAAAAUGAUUGGGUAGAAGCACCCAUAAAUCUGCCUGAUACGUUAAAUAACAAUGUUACCGAGUAUUUAGAAAAAAACAAUGCUGGCAAAGCCUUCAAGGGAGGAAAUUCGUUGUUACAGUCCGGUCAUGUAUCGAAUGUCAUGACACACAUGAUAAGUCCGAACAUUCGUUAUUGUUUUGUACGUGGUUCAUGUCUUCCAGAACAGAAAUUAUCUAAAGAUCCUUAUUCUGUGUGGGUUUGCUUGCACAAAGAUUUUGGUGAUGUAAUUACUGGUGAUUGUAGUUGCACUGCCGGAGUAUCAGGUGUGUGCAAACAUGUUGGUGGUUUACUUUGGUACAUUGAGCGAGAAGUGAGACUGGGACAUAAUCAAACAUGUACAUCAAAGAAGCAGCAGUGGAGUGUUCCGUCCAAGAAGCAGCUAAAAUUGCAUGUCCCUGAUAUAUUAAAUAACAUCACAAUAAAAAAACCAAAAGCUGAAAAAAUUUUAAGUCCCAAUGAAAGCUAUGGACAAAAUAGAUUUCAUUAUGAUCCAAGACAUGUGAACGAUCGUAGUACAGAUUUACUUUACGAGAAAGAUAUUGACGCAUUAGCAGAUGUUACGAAUGGAAAUUGUGGCAUCGUACAGUUGAUGCGUAAACGUUGUCACCAUGAUAAUGCGGAUGGAGAAAUUAUAUCGAAUGUUGUAGAAAUUUCAGAAACAGAACAUGUUGAAACACCUAUGACGGUUCAACAAAAUUUUGAAAAAGUUGGUACGACAUCCUUUGAAAAUUUUACUAGCCAUUUGAAAAUUAGUCCUGCACAGCAACUUCUUGUUCAAGAACUUACAUCUAAUCAAAGCAAGGAUGUAUCAUGGUUUGAAUACCGACGUGAUCGUGUCACAGCAUCAAAGUUUAAAGACUGUUGUAUAAAAGUUGAUAAUAACUUUGAUAUUAUAAACCCCAAGAAAACACGUACUUUGAUAUCUAAAGUUUGCGGUUACUAUGAUUCAAAAUAUCAAUCGAAAGCAUGUCGAUGGGGCAUAAAUAAUGAACCUGUCGCCAGAAAGAUAUACGAGAAGAACAUGAAAAAAUCUCAUCGACACUUCAAAGUUAUGGAACCUGGAUUUUUUAUUGAUAUGGCAUAUCCAUUUAUUGGUGCAAGCCCCGAUGGAUUAGUUAGUUGUAGUUGUCAUGAUCCUGGCUUAUUAGAAAUUAAGUGUCCUUGGACUCAUCUUGGAUUGAAUAUACCUGAGUAUGCCUCGAAGAAGGAUUCAUGUUUGGAAAUUGUUGGCGUAGAUAUUAAAUUAAAACGUAAACAUACAUAUUUUUAUCAGAUGCAGUGCCAAAUGCAUGCAACCGGAAGGAACUGGUGUGAUUUUUUUCUUUGCACCACGAAAGACAGUUUUGUUGAAAGGAUUAUGUUUGACAAAGAGUUUUAUGAUAUGGCUGUUCGAAAAGCCACAGUCGUGUAUAAGGAGUUGAUACUACCUGAAAUAUAUACUAGAGACUUAUGCUAUACAUUGCAUGUGGAGAAAGAAGUGAAGGAGACUGUCGCAGAUAUUGUUGAUCAUGUUACUAUUGCUUUAUCUAAUACCUCAUGAAAAGAAACUUCUUGUACAUCAUUUUUUUGUUAAUAUUUUGAAGUAAAAAGCUCUGAACAUA